Molecule: messenger RNA, 1173 nt
Organism: Capronia epimyces CBS 606.96
Lineage: Eukaryota; Fungi; Ascomycota; Eurotiomycetes; Chaetothyriales; Herpotrichiellaceae
Product: CMGC/SRPK protein kinase
Exons: 5
Coding region: 1-1173 (390 amino acids)
Biological process (GO): protein phosphorylation; spliceosomal complex assembly; regulation of mRNA processing
Molecular function (GO): ATP binding; protein kinase activity
Source: RefSeq, a predicted model, not a curated record
AUGACCAUAACCACAACUGGCCUCUCACAGCCCUUGGAAGAGGAGCGACUUCCCUGGUACCACCCAGAUCAAUUCUACCCGAUGCGCAUCGGAGAAACAAUCAACUCUAGGUACAGAGUGCUCGGAAAGCUCGGCUACGGGGCCUACUCUACCGUGUGGCUUUGCCGAAACAUGGACGAUGAUGACUAUGUGGCUGUCAAGGUCUGCACUCGCACUCGAGAAGCCGAAGCCGCCCAAUCCGCACGUACGUACCGAGAGCUUCGAUUCUACGAGCAUGUCAGCUCCCUCGAUUCGCAGCACCCCGGUCAAUAUUACAUCCGUGGUCUCUAUGAGACAUUCCAACUCGACGGUCCUACCGGGCAACACUUGUGCUUGGUCCAUCCCCCGAUGCAUAUGACGAUUCGAGAACUGCAGUACCAGAACUCAUCACAGCGGCUCACUGCAUUGCUUUUGAAGUGGACCUUGCGCAACGUCCUGAAUGUACUUUCCUUUCUGCACGAUGAAGCCAAGGUCAUCCACACGGAUAUCAACCCGUCCAACAUCAUGCUCACGAUCGAGGACGAAUCCCUCCUCUCGGAUUUCGAGCGAGCGGAGAUCGAGGAACCGUCGCCGAUGAAGGUGCUCAACGACGGCCGCGCCAUCUACGCCUCCCGUAAGUUGGGUCUCCCCAAAGGUUUGCUGUGGGGUCAGCCGGUGCUAUGUGAUUUUGGAGAGGCUCGAAUUGGGGAUUCUCACACCGGACUCAUCCAGCCGGAACAGUAUCGCGCUCCAGAGGUGUUGUUCAAUAUGGGAUGGACCUCGAGUGUCGAUAUUUGGAACAUUGCGGUCUUGAUCUGGGAUUUAUUCGAAAAUCAACAAUUAUUCCAUGCCCACGACGAGAACAACCAGCCGUCAGCCACUCACCAUGUCGCUGAAAUGGUCGCGUAUCUGGGCCUCCCUCUUCUCGAGUACAUGCACCGAAGUGAAAUCACCAGCAAGGUUUUUGACGAACAAGGUGGCUGGAAAGCCGCAGACGGAGUGGACGUGCCACCGCUCUCUCUAGAAGAAUCCGUCACGGGUCUCCAGGCCGACGACAAAGCGGACUUUCUCGCCUUCGUCCGCUCAAUGCUCACAUGGCUGCCGGAGGAGAGGAGGGGGGCAACGGAAAUAUUGAAGGAUCCAUGGUUGGGCUAA